UACAUCUAACCCAACCCAGCCCCAAAUCGUAGGGUUUCUAGGGUUAACCAUGGGCGUCACCAGCUGAACAAUAACCAGCUCGUGGGACCGCACCGCCGUGGGUCAACCCCAACGACUUUAUACAGUCUGUCUAUCUCCACCUCAAUCGUAUGCUUUCAAAUCCCAAUUUCAAUUCAAUUUUCCGUAUUUACGAUCGAUUUCAAACCCUAAUUCCAGUCCAUCCAGUUGCUAUUUCUCACUUUCUUCACCAGUCGUUGUCUUCUUCAACUCAACUGGAUCGAAAUCAAGUGCGAUUUUAGCGAUUUAAGAACCCUAGAUCGAUUGUUUAUGAUCGAUGGUGAAGGAGACGGAAUACUACGAUGUUCUCGGGGUUAAACCCACGGCUUCAGAAGCUGAGAUUAAGAAAGCUUAUUAUAUCAAGGCACGACAGGUCCAUCCAGAUAAAAAUCCAAAUGAUCCUCUUGCAGCCCAAAAUUUUCAGGUUUUAGGAGAAGCUUACCAAGUAUUGAGUAAUCCAGAUCAAAGACAAGCUUACGAUGCUUACGGGAAAUCAGGAAUCUCGACUGAUGCAAUCAUUGACCCUGCUGCCAUCUUUGCAAUGCUUUUCGGGAGUGAGCUAUUUGAAGACUACAUUGGCCAGCUUGCAAUGGCAUCAAUGGCUUCUUUGGAUAUUUUCACUGAAGGAGAGCAGUUUGAUCCCAAAAAGUUACAAGAAAAGAUGAGGGUUGUGCAGAAGGAACGGGAAGAAAAGUUAAUCGAAUUACUUAAAAAUCGUCUCCACGAGUACGUGCAAGGAAACAAGGAUGAUUUUAUUCAUCAUGCUGAAGCUGAAGUAUCAAGGCUCUCCAAUGCAGCUUAUGGUGUGGACAUGUUGAACACAAUCGGUUAUAUUUAUGCACGCCAGGCAGCUAAGGAGCUCGGUAAAAAGGCUAUUUAUUUAGGUCUACCGUUUAUUGCCGAAUGGUUUAGGAACAAAGGGCAUUUCAUUAAAUCACAAGUUACAGCAGCAACAGGUGCACUUGCUUUAAUUCAGCUUCAAGAGGACAUGAAAAAACAGUUAAGUGCAGAGGGGAAGUACACAGAAGAGGAACUUGAAGAAUACAUGCAGUCACACAAGAAAGUAAUGAUUGAUUCUCUUUGGAAGCUGAAUGUAGCAGAUAUUGAAUCCACACUUAUCCGUGUUUGUCAAGCGGUUCUUCAAGAUAAUACUGUGAAAAAGGAGGAACUACGUGCAAGAGCCAAAGGGUUGAGGACUCUUGGUCGGAUCUUUCAGAAGGCAAAAGCAGCCAAUGGAAAUGAAGGCGACCCAAUAUUAAACGCUGAUAUGCCUAAUCUGAAUGGUGUUGAUACCGAUCACGCUUCAAGAACUGCAGAACCAGGUCAAAGUUCUCAAACCACCAUGGCUCCACAGAGCCCAUAUGUGGAAGCGCCGCCAGAAUUAGCCGGUGUAGGAAACAUUCAUUUUCCGAUGCCAACGGCACCUCCUGGGGCCCAAAGAAACUAGUGAAGUUGCAGGGUUGAAGUGAAAUGGUAUGUUUGUAUGUAUCAUUGUGGUAAUGAUGUUGAAUUUGUUUGUAUUUGAGUGAACAAAUAUCUUUAGAAUGGUUUAUAAUUUGGGAUUAUAAGCACAUAAUGUAUUAUUGGAGUAGGAUCAUGUGCUUAUUGAUGUUAGUGAAUACUUUGAUCCCUUGUUUGGUGAGGACUAAGCAUGUUUUAUUAUGUAUUAUUGAUGUUGGUUUGAAGUUUUGUUUUA
Messenger RNA from Helianthus annuus (common sunflower), 1753 nucleotides. RefSeq names its product chaperone protein dnaJ 10. The record is from RefSeq and is a predicted model, not a curated record. The coding region runs from base 335 to 1504 and encodes 389 amino acids. NCBI's taxonomy places the organism in Eukaryota, Viridiplantae, Streptophyta, Magnoliopsida, Asterales, Asteraceae. The transcript is spliced from 10 exons.